This is a messenger RNA of Triticum turgidum subsp. durum (durum wheat), 1563 nucleotides long. The record is from the annotation of a GenBank genome assembly. NCBI's taxonomy places the organism in Eukaryota, Viridiplantae, Streptophyta, Magnoliopsida, Poales, Poaceae.
AUGGCCGACCCGGCGCCUCCCGCCCCGGCGCGCGGCGACUUCACGCGGUCGGUGAAGCUCAAGUACGUGAAGCUCGGGUACCACUACCUGAUCACGCACGGCGCGUACCUGGCGGUGGCGCCGCUGCCGGGGCUCGUGGCGGCGCACCUCUCCACCUUCACGCUGCACGACCUGGCCGACCUCUGGCAAGGCGUCCUCCACCACAGCCUCGGCUCCCUGCUCGCCUGCCUCGCCUUCCUCGUGGCCGCCUGCACCGCCUACCUCGUCACCCGCCCGCGCCCCGUCUACCUCGUCGACUUCGCCUGCUACAAGCCCGACGACGCGCGCAAGUGCAGCCGCGCCCGCUUCAUGGACUGCACCGAGAAGCUCGGCACCUUCACCGACGACAACGUCGAGUUCCAGCGCCGGAUCGUGGAGCGCUCCGGGCUGGGCGAGGAGACGUACCUCCCGGAGGCCGUGCUCAACCUCCCGCCCAACCCCUCCAUGGCCAACGCGCGGGUGGAGGCCGAGAAGGUCAUGUUCGGCGCGCUGGACCAGCUCUUCGCCAAGACGGGCGUGAAGGCCAAGGACAUCGGCGUGCUCGUCGUCAACUGCAGCCUCUUCAACCCGACGCCCUCGCUCUCCGCCAUGGUCGUCAACAAGUACCAGCUCCGGGGCAACAUCGUGAGCUACAACCUGGGCGGCAUGGGGUGCAGCGCGGGGCUCAUCGCCAUCGACCUCGCCAAGGACCUGCUCCAGGCGCAGCCCGGCACGUACGCCGUGGUGAUCAGCAUGGAGAACAUCACCCUCAACUGGUACUUCGGCAACGACCGCUCCAUGCUGGUGUCCAACUGCCUGUUCCGCAUGGGCGGCGCGGCGAUCCUGCUCUCGAACCGCCGGUCGGCGCGGCGGCGCUCCAAGUACCAGCUGGUGCACACGGUGCGCACGCACAAGGGGGCGGACGACAAGGCGUUCCGGUGCGUGUACCAGCAGGAGGACGAGUCGGGCAAGCGGGGCGUGUCGCUGUCCAAGGACCUGAUGGCGAUCGCCGGCGGCGCGCUCAAGACCAACAUCACCACGCUGGGGCCGCUGGUGCUGCCGCUGAGCGAGCAGCUGCUCUUCUUCGCGACGCUGGCGGCCAAGAAGCUGGUGAACGCCAAGGUGAAGCCCUACAUCCCGGACUUCAAGCUGGCGUUCGAGCACUUCUGCAUCCACGCCGGCGGGCGGGCGGUGCUGGACCAGAUGGAGAGCAACCUGCAGCUGACGGAGUGGCACAUGGAGCCGUCGCGGAUGACGCUGCACCGGUUCGGCAACACGUCGAGCAGCUCGCUGUGGUACGAGCUGGCCUACGCCGAGGCCAAGGGCCGGAUCAGGAAGGGCGACCGCACCUGGCAGAUCGCAUUCGGGUCCGGGUUCAAGUGCAACAGCGCCGUGUGGAGGGCGCUCCGGUCGGUGAACCCGGCCAACCCCAGGGACGUCGCCGGCAACCCCUGGGCCGACGAGAUCCACCGGUUCCCCGUGCCCGUGCCCAAGUUCUCCGCCAUCGAUCCUCCCACUCCAUCCAGCGACACCGCCCAGCAAUAA